UUUUCGAUUUUCGUAAUUUUACAUGGCGCCCGAGCAGGGACUACAAAAAAGACUUUGUUGAUUGUUAAUUAAACAUAAAGAAAUUCAAUUAUUGCAGUUGAUAAGUUUAAUUAAUUUCACACCUUGUUGGCAGCUGAGUGCAUAUAAUUAUAAACACAUUCGUUUGCGUUGUUUCGUUGCUGGCCUUUGGAUUUAUGGAUCAGUCAGAAGUCAACAGCUCUUCUGAUGAACAGCUUCAUCGCAAGGCGUGGCGUUCCACUUCGGAUGUAUUCGGACAACGCCACCAACUUCGUCGGGACAAACAACGUACUCAAGGAGCUACAGAUGGAGUUCACGAAGCAGCAGGAGAAACUGCAGUUGUUCGCGUCGGAGAUGGGGAUGGAAUGGCACUUCAUCCCUCCUCGAGCCCCACAUUUCGGAGGGCUGUGGGAAGCCGCGGUGAAAUCCGCAAAGCAUCUCCUCGUCCGGCAAAUGGCCAACGCGUCACUGACGGAAAGCGAGGUCAGAGCUCAUCUGGCAGAUGUCGAGGCCAUCCUCAACUCGCGGCCUCUCACUCCACUCAGCUCCGAUCCCAACGAUGGCGAGGCUCUAACGCCGGGCCAUCUUCUAAUCGGGGCAAGCCAUACGUUCGCUGCCGCAAGGAUCCGUGCCAGACAGGCCCAACAAAGAGCUGACGUAUUUGCGACGGUGGCAAAUGUUAUCCACGCUCAGACAGCGGUUUUGGCUCGCGUGGUCGAAGGACUACAUCCACAACCUCCAAAUCCGCACCAAAUGGAAGUCUCCACAGCCCGGCUUGGAGGUCGGAUGCCUCGUCCUGGUUCACGAGGACAACACGCCACCUCAGCGGUGGAUAACUGGAAGGGUCGCAGGCGUAACCCGAGGAACAGACGGCCAAAUACGGGUGGCCGAAAUUAG
Drosophila albomicans is the source of this 915-nucleotide messenger RNA. RefSeq lists its product as uncharacterized. The record is from RefSeq and is a predicted model, not a curated record. Gene Ontology annotation, biological process: DNA integration. Lineage: Eukaryota; Metazoa; Arthropoda; Insecta; Diptera; Drosophilidae. Bases 226 to 915 code for a protein of 229 amino acids. Gene Ontology annotation, molecular function: nucleic acid binding. The transcript has 2 exons.